Messenger RNA from Vicia villosa (hairy vetch), 768 nucleotides. RefSeq lists its product as uncharacterized. The record is from RefSeq and is a predicted model, not a curated record. NCBI's taxonomy places the organism in Eukaryota, Viridiplantae, Streptophyta, Magnoliopsida, Fabales, Fabaceae. Bases 1 to 768 code for a protein of 255 amino acids. The transcript has a single exon.
AUGAAGAAAGUUCUUGCUGUCGGCGAGGGCAGCGCUGCUGCUAUGGUUCAAGGUGAUGGGCAGCCUUGGUUAGAUGCUCUAAAGCGUUUGGUGCUUAUUCUGCAGCGCACGGAGGUGCAAGUUUUUAAAGAGGAUUCUUUCUCUUGGUCUUUGACUUCGAAUGGUAUUUUUUCGGUGAAGUCGUGCUAUGAUCGUUUUAUGGCAAUCCUUUCCGGAAACCCAAUGGAGGCAAUUAAGGUUAAAGCUUUGUCUCAUCUUUGGAAGUGUUUAGCCCCAUCUAGAAUUUUAUUUUUUGGUUGGAGAUUUAUCCUUGAUAGAAUAGCUACUAGAGAUCAAUUGGUGAGAAGGGGUAUUUUGCAAGAAGGUAAUGAUUCUUUAUGUGCUCUUUGUUUGUUGGAGGAGGAAUCUAUUGAGCACUUAUCUUACUAUUGUAGAGUUACUUCUAGCAUUUGGAGAAGAGUUUACAUGUGGCUAGACUUAGCGGAGUUUAUGAUUAUUGAGGAUUUUGUGGCUUUCUUCCUUAAUUGUGAUAAAAUCAUUUGCUUGAAUAAGAGGGCGAUAGUGGCAAUAGUUUGGCUUGCUACGGUUUGGUCUAUAUGGCUAAAGCGUAAUGCGGUGAUUUUUAAGCAAGAAUCUUUUAGUUUUUCCGAAUGUAUGUCGGAGAUAGUUUCAAAUUCAUGGUAUUGGCUUUGUAACUCUUAUAAGAAGGUGAACCUUUGUAAUUACUACUAUUGGAAUAUUCUACCUCUUAAGUGUUUUGAGAGGUAG